This is a messenger RNA of Knipowitschia caucasica, 444 nucleotides long. The record is from the annotation of a GenBank genome assembly. Lineage: Eukaryota; Metazoa; Chordata; Actinopteri; Gobiiformes; Gobiidae.
AUGUUCCUCCUCUGUCCAUUCUCUGUCCGUCAGACUCCGUCCAUCAGACUCUAUCAGACUCUGUCAGACUCUGUCAGACUCUGUCAGACUCUAUCAGACUCUGUCCGUCAGACUCUGUCCGUCAGACUCUACUCUAUCCGUCAGACUCUGUCCGUCAGACUCUGUCCGUCAGACUCUGUCCGUCAGACUCUGUCAGACUCAAUCAGACUCAAUCAGACUCAAUCAGACUCUGUCCGUCAGACUCUGUCCGUCAGACUCAAUCAGACUCUGUCCGUCAGACUCUGUCCGUCAGACUCUGUCAGACUCAAUCAGACUCUGUCCGUCAGACUCUGUCCGUCAGACUCUGUCCAUCAGACUCUGUCCGUCAGACUCUAUCCGUCAGACUCUAUCCGUCAGACUCUGUCCAUCAGACGUUCUCAGACGUUCUCUGUCCAUUCUCUGUGA